This is a messenger RNA of Cydia fagiglandana, 2053 nucleotides long. Its product is annotated as apyrase-like. Gene Ontology annotation, molecular function: 5'-nucleotidase activity. Gene Ontology annotation, biological process: AMP catabolic process. Bases 95 to 1678 code for a protein of 527 amino acids. The record is from RefSeq and is a predicted model, not a curated record. NCBI's taxonomy places the organism in Eukaryota, Metazoa, Arthropoda, Insecta, Lepidoptera, Tortricidae. Gene Ontology annotation, cellular component: plasma membrane. The transcript has 11 exons.
UCCGCUCACUUGGACGUAUAUAUAUUUAUAUUUAUUUAUUUUUAAUAAUGACAAUUUAAUUUAUUUAGAUAAUAGUUUUUUUUGUGACGACAAAAUGAAAGUUUUGAGUGGUGUUUUGUUUUUGUGUGCAAUUUUGGGAGCUGUGACGGGAGGAGUGUUACGAAAUGAUACAUUUAGACUAGAUAUUGUGCAUUACAACGAUUUUCACGCCAGGUUCGAAGAGACCUCAGUAAAGGACACCGUAUGCAAAACCAACGACACAGGGUGCCUAGGGGGGUUCGCGAGACUCUUCUACGAGAUCAAACACAUAAUAAGCCAGAAACCUGAUGCCCUUCUCUUGAACGCUGGAGACGACUUCCAAGGCACCUACUGGUACACUCUGAUGAAGGAUAAAGUGAUGUCCACCUUUAUCAAUAUGCUGCCUAAUGAUGCUCAUACUGUGGGUAAUCACGAGUUCGACGACGGAGUAGCAGGUCUGGUACCGUACCUGAAAGCACUCAAAGACCCGGUGCUGGUGGCCAACUUAGACAUCACUCGGGAGCCUUCUCUCCAGGGCUUGUUCCAGCCUCAUGUGGUGCUGGAGAGGAGAGGACGGAAGAUCGGCAUCAUUGGGGUUACUACGCCGGAUACCAAAGACUUAUCAAACUCGGAAGGCGUUAAAUUUCUGGACCCUCUACCUGUAGUCCAGAAGGAAGCCAAGCUGUUGACUGAUCAAGGAGUUGAUAUCAUCAUCGUGUUAUCCCAUUGUGGACUUUACGUUGACAAGGCAAUGGCAAAAGCAGUCGGUGAGAAUGUAGACAUCAUAGUCGGUGGACACACUCACAGUCUGCUCUGGAAUGGAACUGCUCCGAGCCAUGAAGAGGUGGCCGGCGGCUAUCCGGAGUAUGAAGAGGCUGACAACAGGCCGGGACACAAGGUCCUUGUUAUAACAGCUUCAGCGUACAGCAAAUAUUUGGGAAAUAUUGGUGUCGAUUUCGACGCCAACGGGGAAAUUGUAUCUUUUGACGCCGAUCCAGUAUUUUUAGACAGAAGUAUUCCUGAAGAUCCAAACAUAAAAGCACUUAUGAAACCUUACAUGGACCAGAUGCACAAAGCGAUAAAUGGAGUUAUCGGCACCGCCACUGACGAAUUCAGCAUGUGUGGGACUGAAGAGUGUGCUCUUGGAGACAUCAUUGCGGAUUCCUUCUUGGAUAUUGCGAAACAGAAAGCUCCAUCAAAUCUUACGUCUAUAUCGUUUAUUUUUAAUAAAAUGAUACGGACUUUUAUCGACAAAGGGGAUAUAACCCAAGGCGAUAUAAUGAACGUGCUACCUUUCGGCAGCGCGAUACUGUCAUUCACGAUACAAGGGAAAUUUAUAAAACAGGAGCUGGGACAAUCGUUAAAAAAGAAUCCAUUUAAUUUGCCUCAAGUCGGAGGUUUAAAACUAACCGUGAAUACAACUAGCAAAUCCAUCGAUUCAAUUUUAGUCAAAGAAGGGGACAAAUGGAAACCUAUGGAAGACGAAAAAGAAUACCAGUGCGUGACACCGCAAUUUGUGAAGGACAAGUCUGAGCCUUUAAACACCAACGCCAAAGACGUAGUAAACAUUGCAAAAGAUUGGGAGACUUUGACGAGUUACAUCAAACAAAUCACCCCUGUCACCUCCUCGUUAGACGGACGACUCAAAAUUCUAAGCUGAACGUUGCAUUUACUUUAAAACUUUUUAAUAAGGGGCAACUCACAUGGGAAAAGGAAUACCCAACUUAGGCCUCAGUAGAAAGCGAGCGACUCCUUGCAAAUUGUUUAGUUUUCGCAUCUGUAUUAAAAAUUAGUAUUGUUUUCAGCUAUUUAACACCAACGCCAAAGACGUUACUCAAUUGGGCGAAGAAUCUGAGGUGUUGACGAAUUACGUCAAGAAAAUAACACCCCUUAUUCCCAAGUAUGAUGGGAGACUCAUAGUUCAAAUUUGAAUGUGAUACUUUUAACUUAGUGUAAUAAAAUCAAUUAUUUGUCUCAUUUUCGAGACAUGUUUGUACAUAAUUUGUUUUAUUAUUUAUAAAAUUUACCCUUAUUU